This is a messenger RNA of Anisakis simplex (herring worm), 564 nucleotides long. Lineage: Eukaryota; Metazoa; Nematoda; Chromadorea; Rhabditida; Anisakidae. The record is from the annotation of a GenBank genome assembly.
AUGUCAGACGUCGGACAUACGUCAUCUUACACUCUAGAAUCCGCGACGACUCGGUCAUCUGAGUAUAGUGUUGCGAAUGAAGAUCGAUUUGCGGUGUCUGUUUCUGCUGAGUAUGUUUAUUUGGCAAUAUACAGUGAUAUUACUUACAUCAAUGCUUCCGAGAGUGGGCAUUUGGCGAGGGUGAGAAGGAAGUGGGAUAUACCAGAAUGGUUGAAUGAUGUUCGUGAAGUGUUGUAUGUUGAGUCGAAUAACACGAUGAUAUUCCGUUACAACAACGGAUCGAUAGCAGUAGUUGAUGCCAGUUUUGAGAAUUCAGCACCGCUCGCAUCGGCUAAAUAUAAUUCUCCAAACGCUCAGGUAUUUUACGAUAAGCAGAACGGUGUGAUGGUAUUCCUGGAUGAACGAAACAUUUGCUUUAGAAGAGAACAUUCGGGAAUGUUUCUCAUUAAAGGUGCAUUGACAGUUCAAGAUAAGAAUAAGGCGACAAUUUCUAUUGAAAUACCUGCUGAAGAGGUGUGUGCAUUUUUAAAGUGUUAUAGUCAGUUCCAGUUUCUGAAGUCGUAA